AUGGCGUCUAAACCAUCCCGUGCUCCUGAUUUUUUUGAGCGCUACUACAUUUGCAGAGACACGUGUGGCUAUCUCAAUAAGGGGUUCAACAUUUCCGCCCGCUUGUCGCGUCCUGUUAAUGAUGCUGUCUUGUCCCAGGCCCUCAGAGCCACAGUGCUUGCUCACCCGCACUACCUUUUGCAUAUGGUACGAGCUGAUGGCUGCAAAACCGCUGAUCCCCGCGAAGAAGACGCGAAAGCAAAUGGCACAAAUUACGAGGUGCAGUUUGUGGAGAAGCUCGCUUUCAGCGACGUUGUGCGUCACGCGUCGGUGCCAGCGUUAAACGACGAAGAGUUGGCCCGUUUGGCGACAGUGCGCACGCCAUGUGACGUAUCAACCCCGUCAUGGUAUCUUAACGUGUGUGAAACUGACGAAGGACAAUAUUUAACGUUUGCCUGUAACCACGUAUUCUUCGAUGGUCGUUCGGCGGUACACUUCUUUGACGAUUUGGUGAAAGCUCUCGCAGCUGUCACUGAUAAGCUAGGCGAGAAUGGAGAAACCGAACUUUCAUCAGAGGUGGCCUUCGUGGACACUUUAUUUGACCUGAGCACGGACAACGUAGACAUGCCUCCAGCAAGCUCUGAGGUUGUUAAUUUGUAUCAAUCAUCGUGGUGGUUUGCCCUCAAGACCAUUGGUCUUUAUUUUUUGCCAACGCCAUUGAAGAAGCUUUGGAAAUAUUGGUGGGGUAUUUCACCCAAACGAAUGAUCUCGGUGCUGCCACUUACAGCAAUAAAUCCAUGUGCUUUUAGGCGUGUUCAUCUUGACGCGGCGCAAGCUGCUUCGCUUUUGGCACGUUGCCGCAAGUUGGGUGUCACGAUUACUUCUUACCUUGCUGCAAGUGUCUGCCAUGCCUUGGAUAAUAGUGUUGUUCCUGCUUUGGGUGGUUCAUUUGUGCACUCGCUCAAGCUUGUUGUAUGUGGCCGUCGGCAUUAUCCGAAUCAAAUUGAUGCGACCCGCUAUGGACUCUAUGUAUCUCCUGCUACAGACUACGUAGCUUCAGGACUGGACUUGAAUGAAACUGCUCGCACUGUGUCUCAAAGACUCUCUGCACUGACAGGCAAUCGCGCGCUCUUCUGGAUGACAGGAUUGCUCAAUUACAUUAAUAUCUGGGAUCACUUCCGUGGCGAGUUUGACGGCAAGCAUCAGCGCGCUACAAUCGAAAUUUCGAACGUGGGAAUGGUGCGCAUUGAGCACGGUCUGUGGGCCGUUGACGACAUGGUAUUCAGUCAGGGCGUGACAACCACGCACAUUACUCUUUCCGUCAUCAGUACGCCACAUGGAGGUCUAAACAUUGUUAUGGCGACACACGAUGAGUUGUGUAAAGUUGAAAAUGAGGGUAUUCCAGUAAUCGACACCUUCUAUAAGGUGUUUGAGGCUGACUUGACCAGUUAA
This is a messenger RNA of Clavispora lusitaniae ATCC 42720, 1431 nucleotides long. RefSeq names its product Alcohol acetyltransferase family protein. The record is from RefSeq and is a predicted model, not a curated record. Lineage: Eukaryota; Fungi; Ascomycota; Pichiomycetes; Serinales; Metschnikowiaceae. Gene Ontology annotation, molecular function: N-acetyltransferase activity.